Ochotona curzoniae (black-lipped pika) is the source of this 954-nucleotide messenger RNA. Its product is annotated as olfactory receptor 7A10-like. Gene Ontology annotation, biological process: G protein-coupled receptor signaling pathway. Gene Ontology annotation, cellular component: membrane. The record is from RefSeq and is a predicted model, not a curated record. Gene Ontology annotation, molecular function: olfactory receptor activity; G protein-coupled receptor activity. The transcript has a single exon. The coding region runs from base 1 to 954 and encodes 317 amino acids. NCBI's taxonomy places the organism in Eukaryota, Metazoa, Chordata, Mammalia, Lagomorpha, Ochotonidae.
AUGCUUCUUCCAGAUAGUGAAAUGCACUCCAUAAAACUGAUAAACCAAACUCAGCUUUCAGAACGUUUCCUCCUGGGAUGCUCAGAAAACCCAACCCUACAUCUUCUCAUCUUUGCGCUGUUCCUCUCCAUGUACCUGGCCACUGUAAAUGGGAACCUGCUCAUUAUCCUGGGCAUCCUUUCUGACCCCCACAUUUACAGACCCAUAUACUUCUUCCGUGCCAAACUGUCCUUGGUGGAUGUCUGCUUCACUUCCACCACUGUCCCCAAGAUUUUGGUGAACAUCCAGAUGCAAAACAGAUCCAUCAGAUAUGCAGACUGCAUCACAGAGAUGUCCUUCUUGAUAAUCUUUGCAGGAUUGGAUGAUUUUCUGCUGGCCAUGAUGGCCUAUGACCAGUUUAUGGCCAUCUGUCACCUCCUGCACUGCACAGUCAGCAUGACCCCCUGGCUAUGUGAGCAGCUGGUUCUGCUGUGCUUGGUCAUUGGUGUUUUGCAUGCCUUGUUAAAUAGCUUACUGGUGCUGAGGCUGAACUUCUGCACACACCUAGAAAUCCGCCACUUUUCCUGUGAGUUGAAUCAGGUGGUCCACAGAGCCUGUUCUGACACCUUUCUCAAUGACCUCAUGUUCGGUUUUGAAGCUGUGCUGCUGGCAGGAGGUCCCCUGUCUAUGAAUCUGUACUACUCCAAGAUCACCUCGUCCAUCCAUGCCAUCUCCUCAGCUCAGGGCAAGUAUAAAACCUUUUCUACCUGUGCCUCUCAUCUCUUGACCAUAUCUCUAUUUUAUGGAACAAGCUUAGGUGCAUACCUCAGUGCCAGUGCUGCCCUAAGUUCAGCCUCAACUGCAAUAGCCUCGGUGAUGUACACCAUGGUCACUCCCAUGCUGAACCCCUUCAUCUACAGUCUGAGGAACAUAGACAUGAAGAGGGCUCUGAAAAGACUGUUGUUCCAUAAAUGA